Paramecium tetraurelia is the source of this 1203-nucleotide messenger RNA. RefSeq lists its product as uncharacterized. The record is from RefSeq and is a predicted model, not a curated record. The transcript has a single exon. Lineage: Eukaryota; Ciliophora; Oligohymenophorea; Peniculida; Parameciidae.
AUGUAAAAUAAAGAACCCUCAAGCAAACUAUAUGUCAUAUAUCAUGAUCCUUGUUUAGAUGGAAUUUACUCUCUAACAGGUCUUGUAUUACCUAUUCUUGUUAAAAUCAGAAAGGAUAACUGGACAAUCCAAUAAUACCUUGAAUUACUCAAAUCUGAACUUUCUAAAAUAUCAAAAGAAAUCCAAAAACCAUAAGAGUAUAAGCAAGAAAUUAAUUAUCAAGAUGAGCCAAUUGAGAAUCAGAAUAUGGGAUUUUUCUAUCCAACUAUUUAGGAUCUCUGUUAUAUGCCCAUUAGAUUGAGCGAAGAUUCUAAUGAAGUUUAGAAAAUAAUCAAAUUUUUAAAUGAUGACUCUAAAUCCUCAAUUUUGAUAAUUGUUGAUUAUUUUGGAAGAACUUGGGAUAAUUUAUUAUUAUUAACAAAAAAGUUUUAAUAUGUGGUUGUAGUUGAUCAUCACUAAACAUGUGUAAAUGCUAUUCCAGAUUUUAAAAUAGAAAAAUAUUAAGUCUUAAAUAAAGUGUCAGGAGUUGACAAUCUAUUUAUGCUAGUAAGCAUAGAAAAAGCUGCAUGUCUCUUAGUGUAAGACUUUCAUGAAUAAAUAUUUUAAACUAAAUAUACAUCAUUACUUCCUCCAAAUAUUGGAACCAAAUUUACAUUAUUUACAAAAUACAUUUCAGAUAAUGAUUUAUUUGUGUUAUAAUAUCCUGAAACAGAACCUUUGCAGAUGGCCAUAAUGAGAAGAAGAUUGUAAUUCGAUGUUCGUUAAAAUCCAGCAAUCUUUUAUAAAUUAUUAGAAUUUGACUUUGACUUUUUAGUUAAGGAAGGAAAACAGUUAGCUAUUUAAAGAAAUAAGAAAGUUGAAAAUUUAGUAAAGAAUCGUAAAACAGUGGUAUUUGGAAAGGAUGCAGUGGGCUAUUCAUUAUAUUGCGAUGAUUUAAGCAUAAUGAAUCCAUUAGGUAAUGCCUUAGGUAUUUUGGCUAUGAGGUCAGGUGAUCAAAAUUUAGGUGCUGUUUAUCAUGAUGAUAAAAGUAAUUCUACUUAGUAUAAAAUUCAUUUGAGAUCAGCUCAUCAUGAUGAAAAUGGAGUUCUACUCAAUAGAUUUAGAUGUGAUGUACUUGCAGAGUCAUUUGGAGGAGGAGGUCACGUAGGUGCAGCAUCUCUUUACAUGAAGAAAAAAGAAUGGAAAAAAUUAAUGUUUGAAUGA